Emiliania huxleyi CCMP1516 is the source of this 2172-nucleotide messenger RNA. RefSeq lists its product as hypothetical. Gene Ontology annotation, biological process: vesicle transport along actin filament; actin filament organization. Gene Ontology annotation, molecular function: microfilament motor activity; actin filament binding; ATP binding. The transcript is spliced from 10 exons. The record is from RefSeq and is a predicted model, not a curated record. NCBI's taxonomy places the organism in Eukaryota, Haptophyta, Isochrysidales, Noelaerhabdaceae. The coding region runs from base 1 to 2172 and encodes 723 amino acids. Gene Ontology annotation, cellular component: myosin complex; vesicle; actin cytoskeleton.
AUGCGGCACGUCUGGUGCUCCCUCGUAGAGGUGGAUAAUGCCAAGGGCAAGGUCGCCUCCAAGGACCGCGGCGAGCUCGAACUCGCGGCUCGCGGCUCGCGCUUUGUGCGGGCGCACGACGACGGAGAGGAGGAUGGCGAUCAGUCUGCGAUCCGGCUCUGCCAGUGCACGAUUGAGUGGGCGGACGGCAGUGCGCGGGUGCGGCGCGAAGACGGCGCGCGCGUGAGCGUGCCUCGCGCGAGCCUGAGCGGCGCCAACCCGCUUGAUCGUGAGGGCUCAGAUGACGCGGCGUCACUCUCGUGCCUGAAUGAGCCGUCGCUGCUGGCGCUGGUGCGGACGCGGUACGCGGAGCGACGCGUCUACUCUCGCGCCGGCCGCGUGCUCGUCGCGCUUAACCCGUACGAGCGCGACGCUGCCUUCCUCGAAGCGACGUACGGCGAGGAGGCGAUGGCGGCGCAACGGCAGGCGAGUGCGGCGCUCAAGAGGCCUCCUCACAUCUUCGAGGUGGCGCACGAGGUGCACGCGAGCUGCGCGCUGCGGCCUCAGUCCGUCGUUAUCAACGGCGAGUCGGGCGCAGGCAAGACAGAGACGUGCAAGCACCUCACCCGCUACCUCACCGCCGCACCCCUGGACGAGGGCACCGCCGCCGUCGGAGCCGCUGUCAAGCGGGCACUCGUCGCGUCGUCCCCGAUCCUCGAGGCGUUUGGUAACGCGUGCACCCUGCGCAACGACAACUCGUCCCGCUUCGGCAAGCUGCUCAAGCUGCACUUUGGCGGAGGCGAGCUGCGCGGCGGCCGGGCCGAGGCCUCAGUGCGUCGCGAGCUGUGCGGCGGGAAGGUCGAGGUCUACCUGCUCGAAAAGUGCCGCCUGGCGAGGCACGCCGCAGGCGAGCGCUCCUUCCACUCUCUCUACCAGCUCUGCGCCGCUCCGGCGGCGGUGCGGCGCAAGCUGCUGCUCGGGCGAGCCGCGGGCGGCGAGGAGGACGAGGCUGCCUCGCUGGAUGGCUUCGCGCGCCUCGCUGGCGUGGACGACGCGCUCUCCUUCGCCGAGACCGACGCCGCAAUGCGCGAGAUGUACCGCGUGGCCCGCAACGCCACCGGCGCCGCCGCGGGCAACGAACCCGCAAGCGUGUCGCUGCACACGGCGAGCGAGGUUGUCGAGAUGGCGAGCAGCUGCGAGCAGGCGGCGGAGGCGCGCGACGCGCUCGCGCAGGCGCUGUACGAGCUGCUCUUCAUGCGGCUCGUCGAUACGACCAACCUCGCCCUCGCCUCCACGUUCGAGCGAAACGGGUACGAGCAGCUGCUGAUCAACUUCGCGAACGAGAAGCUGCAGGCGCUCUUCGUCUCCGAGGCGGUCGAGCUGCACGUAGGCAUCCGCGUCGAGCUGAUCGACUCGCCCGACAACUCGGCCGUCCUCGAGCUCUUUGAGGGCGCAAAGCGGCGCGGAGGCUACCCUCGGCCGGGCUUACUCUCCAUCCUCAACGAGGAGACCGCCUCGCCGAAGCCUCCCGACGACGCGCGGCUGGUCGAGGCGCUGCACCGUCGCUUUGCGGAGCACCCGGCGUACCGCAAGCCGGCAGCGGCGGAGCCGGCGACCUCGUUCACCGUCCGCCACUUCUCCGCCCAAAAGAACAAGGACGAGCUGCACGCGAAGCUGCCCGCGCUGAUGGCCGCCUCGCGCUGGCCGUUUGUUCGCGACCUCUUCCUCGCGCGCGCCGCCGACUCUCGCCGCGGCGAGGUGGCGCGCCAGUUCGCCGCGUCGAUGAAGGAGCUGACAGAGACGCUCGCGGCGACGGACCAGCACUUCAUACGCUGCAUCAAGCCAAACGACCGCCGCACGCCCUUCGAUUUCGACGAGGCUCUGGUGCGGUCGCAGCUGCAGUCGUGCGGCGUGCUCGCCGCCGCAUGCGUCGCGCAGGCAAACUUCCUUUCGCCCAAUGCGGGCUUCCCGUACCGCCGCACCUUUUUGUCGAUGCUCGACGACUUUCGCGACCUACUCACCCUCGAGGAGCAGCGCCUCGCCUGGGGCGGCUCGGCGGCGGAGCGAAAGGCGAUGGCGGGGUUCGCCGACGAGGACUACCAGCUGGGCCGCACGAUGGUCUUCGGCUCGGCGGGCCUCGAGGCGCAGUUCGCGGAGAGGGCACGCGAGCUGCGCGAGCGGCGCGAGACGUAG